GUCGAGAGUUGGCUUCUGAGCGGCAAUCCAUCGAAAACUGGCUGUUGACUUGCCAUGAAACGGCUACGGUGGCGCGCCCAAAAAACGAGUCUGAUCCCUAUAAGCUGAGCGUGCUGUGGCAUUCAAUCUUUAUCAGUCUCUAUGCCAACCUCAAUAGUCUCGAGCUCGUUAUCGGUCGCGAGGGCGUAGAGGCUGCGCGGGGCCUUGAGAACGAGGUCCGUCGGUGGGCUUCUUCCACGGAUGGUGAUCGAUGUGCUUUGCAUGCGAUGUGCAUCUUGAAGACUAUGGACCAAACCAGUUUCGGCGUUGAGCCGCCUAUUCACAUCCCGCGCGUCGUCUUCCGCGCGGCCUUGGUCUGGUUCUGUUACACGACAUUUGGCUCGGAUGCGCUGGAUGCGGACCAGCCGGCCCUGGUUUUUCCGAGGCUGACUCGGCUGGGGAUUAAUUGCCAACAACUGUUGUUCGAGGCCAACGGUUUCAGCGUAAGUCGCCCGCGAGCAUCCGGAUCGAGCACACUUUGUGCUCUGGUCGAUUGUCUCCGACGCAUUGGGCACUGGGAAAUCUCGCGUCGCUUCACCACUAUACUGAGCGUGCUGCUACCGGAUACGGCGAGUAAAGUGAUGCCUAACCUGCGAGCCCCUCCGUAGUCACUGUUGCUGGUUAUAGCAUAGGUGGGCCGCUCUUUACGAUUUGUGUGGAACAAAGGUGAAUCAACAGCGCCAUUAUCCUUUAUUACAAUUUAGACCUCCUAGUAUUGCGCGAUCGGGGCUCCUGAAACCGUUCAACAUCGCUUGGUUCAUUCCUAUUUAACGAAAUACUUUUUUU
Aspergillus aculeatus ATCC 16872 is the source of this 825-nucleotide messenger RNA. RefSeq lists its product as uncharacterized. The transcript has a single exon. NCBI's taxonomy places the organism in Eukaryota, Fungi, Ascomycota, Eurotiomycetes, Eurotiales, Aspergillaceae. The record is from RefSeq and is a predicted model, not a curated record. Bases 285 to 647 code for a protein of 120 amino acids.